Pieris macdunnoughi is the source of this 537-nucleotide messenger RNA. The record is from the annotation of a GenBank genome assembly. Lineage: Eukaryota; Metazoa; Arthropoda; Insecta; Lepidoptera; Pieridae.
AUGAAUAACUCAGAAUUUUCAUUUAUCGCCAAAUCUUUAUCGGAAGCCGAAUGUUUACAACUGGUACCAUCUUUAUACACAAACACGUAUGAGUUCCCUAAAACCAAAAUAAUACAAACCAAAAAGCCUUGUCUCCAGCUCUUACUAGAAUGGAGUAAUGAAAAAGAUAGCUUGAGCAAAACACACGAAUUCCUAGCGCAUCGCCUGCGUCAAAUUGGCAGAAAGGAUUUAGCGAAAUGGCUUGGCGGAGUUGUUUUCUAUCGCCUUGCUAAAGACGUUAAUGAUACAUUACUACAAAAACCAUUUAGAGAGAACAUAACUCAAUGUACUCAUAACGAUAAUAAAGAUAAUGAUGACAUAAACGACGGUGCUUGGAAUAGUUUAGACUCUGUGUUAUGUGCGGUCUUCAUAGUGCUUGCUGCAAGUUUGUUAGUAAUAUGUUGUAGGACUUUUUGGUUGUUUAUACUGACUGAGACUAAAGUAAUAAAUGAAGAAAAUAAUUUGGUAGAACGGAAUGUUGACAGCGAAGACUAUUAA